UCUUGCAAGGACAUUUCCGGUUUGGUUCUUAUUAUCCGGCGUUGUAAGUGGUUUGAUCUUUACAGGUAGCCGAUCAUAGAGAGCUUGUACUUAUCUGACGAUGCAGAGUGCAAAGAAUGUAGCGGCUUCUGCCAAGGAAACGGCGGCCAAUGUUGCUGCCAGCGCGGUAUCUGGAAAGGAGAAGGCCAAAGCCACCGUUCAAGAAAAGGCUGAAAAGGCAAGGGCUAAUAGUCCUGGGGAGAAGAGUCUGGCAACAGAGAUGAAACAUGAGAAGAAAAGGGAGGCUGAAGAGCACAAGCAAGAAGCCCAGGAAUAUAACGCAGCAAACAAAAACGCGGUCAAGGAGGCUGCGCAACACAAGCAAGAAACGGAUGGAGGAGCUAUCUGACAGACCAAUGUGGCAUUCUAUACUUUCCUUUUUCCUCUUCCUUUCCCAAUUGUGUAAUUUGUGUUGAAAUACAAUCAAAGUGAAUAGUUUUCUUCCAUUUUCUUUCUUGCACACUACAACCAGACUAGACGGCCUGUGACUCGUGAGUUCACGACUGGAAUUCGUCCCAAACCUGAAGUAUGCUUUUGGAAUCCUAAUCUCUAUAUGUUCUUGAAAUUCAUGUAUUAAUAAUUUCGAAUUUUAGUUCCAAGGGCCU
Messenger RNA from Daucus carota subsp. sativus, 644 nucleotides. RefSeq names its product 11 kDa late embryogenesis abundant protein-like. NCBI's taxonomy places the organism in Eukaryota, Viridiplantae, Streptophyta, Magnoliopsida, Apiales, Apiaceae. The transcript has 2 exons. The record is from RefSeq and is a predicted model, not a curated record. The coding region runs from base 101 to 388 and encodes 95 amino acids. Gene Ontology annotation, biological process: embryo development ending in seed dormancy.